Engraulis encrasicolus (European anchovy) is the source of this 1817-nucleotide messenger RNA. RefSeq names its product schwannomin-interacting protein 1-like. Gene Ontology annotation, biological process: positive regulation of hippo signaling. Bases 168 to 896 code for a protein of 242 amino acids. NCBI's taxonomy places the organism in Eukaryota, Metazoa, Chordata, Actinopteri, Clupeiformes, Engraulidae. Gene Ontology annotation, cellular component: cell junction; plasma membrane. The record is from RefSeq and is a predicted model, not a curated record. The transcript is spliced from 7 exons.
UCUCCAUCUCCCCUCCUCCCACUCUCGCAUGUGUGCACGUGGCUGCAGUGAAUCGUCUCGUCUCCUGGGUGUAGCUCAGAUGCUGCAGUGCAUGGAGGAGAAGGGCAGGACUGCUGCUGCUGCUGCUGCUGCUGCUAACGCUACCGCUGUGUAGAAUAUGAAACAAGAUGGUUCAUCAAGAGAAAUGCAUUUACCAGGCCCAGAGAAUCGAGCGAGAGUCUAUAAGGCAGAAGCUGGCUUUGGGCAGUUUCUAUGACGACGGGCCUGUCAUCUUCACGGGCUGCAGCAAGAGCUCUCUAUCCUCACGGCAGCAGAAUGGGGUGCAGAUGCAGAUGUGUUUUGUGAAUGACAGCAGUAGUGAUAAGGACAGUGAUGCAGAGGACAGCAGAACAGAGACGAGCCUGGACACACCUCUCUCACCUGUGAGCAAGCAGAGCUCCUCUCUGUCGGACCGGGACACAGGCGGCGAGGAGGAUCUGGACCCGCUGGAGGACAGUGAGUUCUGGCGGCUGCAGCGGCGGCUCCAGGAGGAGGCCCGGGUGGCGCUGGCGCUGGCCAGGCCCAUGGCACGCAUGCAGGUGGAGGUGGAGAGGCACAUCCAGCUGCACCGCCGGUCCCCCGUCGCACACUUGCUGCCCCAUCUGGCCCACAUCAGUGAGAGUCUGAUGAAGAGGAGCCUGAGGCCAGGGGACCUGAGAGACAUGAGCCUGGGGCAGCUACAGGUCAUCACCAACAACCUGCACUCACAGAUACAGAGCCUGAAUGAGGAGCUUGUGCAGCUGCUGGUCCUGAGAGAUGAGCUGCAUGUGGAGCAGGACGCCAUGCUAGUGGACGUGGAGGAUAUGACCAGACAUGCACAGCAGAGACACGUGACAGAGAAGGCCCUCUCCAAGUGAGACGUCCCCAGCUCCCCAUGCGCCCUCACACACACCUACCUAUCCCGGAUACUGGAUGAAGGAUGCACACCCUCAUGCAUAAGUAGUGCCAGCUGUCAUGUCACUGAAGAUGUCUAAUAGCUCAGUCCUUGCACAUGUCAAAAAUACUGUAUAGUGUGGAGUGUAUUAUUAAACGCGAGCACCAUACGCUUUCAUGCAUGUCUGCACUGUGGCUGACCACUGUGCUCAGUCCAACGUCUUGUGAUAUUUAGAUACACAGUCAGUGGGUUGUUGAUGAGUCUCUAGAUAUUUGCAGAUGGUGAGGUAUGCUCAGAGAGGAGAUGUCGUAAGGCAUAGGCCUGUGGUAUGCUGAGGUAGGUCUGGGCCCUAAUAGGCUACUACAAAGCUGAUUCAGGAGUAAAACAGGUAAAUCAUCAAAUAGAGGAUCCUGGAGUCCUCAUUUUCGAACUCAGGCUCCUCUAUUAGAUGAUUUACCUCUUAACUUAACCUGGUUUACUCCUGAACCAGCUUUAUAGUAUAGGCCCCUGUUGUCCACCUACUCUCAGACAUGACAACAGAUAACAAACAUUACCGUAUCGCCAAGGCCCAAUAGAAAUGAGGUAUAAACACAUUUUGGGAAAAGGGUAUUAAAAUAUUUAUGUCCAGUGCCAGUUAUACGUUUGUAUGCAGUAAAGAGUGUCAAUAUUUAUUUUAAUUGCCAAGUGGAGGAAUAUUAUUUGAUAUGCAGUACCUCACAGUACUUUAUUAUUGUCAUAUUGACUCGCAUAGAAAAUUGUCUAAUCACUCAUUAUUUAAAUUGCAGGCUAUUUUUUGGUGUGCUCUAUUUUUAAUUCAUCAUUUUAUUUGGUUAUGAAGUGAGAUACCAUAACUGAUGAUGAAGAAUCGCUAAAUAAAUGGCUUUGGUCCAAAGUAUAAACACUA